AUGUAAUCUAUUGGGUCUGAAGGACUGAAGGCAGGUGUUACUAAGUCGAACAUCCGCAGCAAUGUUACAAUGUAGAAGAGGUUUUGAUUAUCAAUUUAGAUAGGCCCAUUAAUUUAGGAGGCGGCAAAACUUAAUUAGGACCACCAAAGACUAACAUGGAUACUCAAUAAUCAGCUGCAGAUAAUAUUGUUGUGAAGUAUAAAGAUACUGUAGUGACUCCAAAAGAGUAAAAAUUUAAAUUUAAGAAAGGCUUGUGACUAAAAAAUUUUUAUAACUUGCAGAGUAAUAAAAUAGAGAAGAAGAGCAGCGAUUAAAAGUAUUAUAGAAAUAGAAUGAAGCUAAAGUCAGUUAAAGUGUUGCUGAGAGUAAUGUGAAAUCAUUUUAUUAAAGUGCUGUAUAAUUAUAAUUUUAUAAUUAGGAUAAAUCAUCUAAUUCAGAUGUAAAGAUUUCAUCAUCAAAUAAUCCUGAACGUAGUAGUUUUAUGGAAUCUAAAUAAUCUGAGGGUACAUAUUCUGAUUCAGAUUCAAAAAGAGAUCAAUCUGAAUAAUAAGAAAAGAAGACUAAAUAAAAGAAAGGAUUAAAAGAAGAGGAUUUAGAAGAGAAUAUUCCCAUUAAUUUAUCUGAAACUUGUACAAUGUAAUUACUUUUUAUACCAUCAUCUUUUAUCAACAAUGAAUAAGGAAAAAAAAGUGGAGUUAUUUAAAAAACUUAGGAGUAUGAGAAAUACAUGGUUGAAAAGAUUGGAAGUGAUAAUUAUACUAAAAGACAUGCUUAAACAUUCAAUUAUAAUUAAAAACAUAAAAUAUAAUAAUCAAAUAAAAUAGAGAAAAAUGAAUAUGGUGCAUUUGCUGCUAUUUGGGAUCUAUAUGAUGCAUCAAUUACUGAUUAAUUGAAUGAAUUUGAAUUAUUAUAAGAAGACAUAAAAAGCUCUAUUGAAAAAGAAUAUAAAUAACAUCUCAAAAAUCCUUAUUUUCUACUACCAACUGAAUUAGAAGCUAUUAAGAUUCAUACUGAAAGACCUGUAUUAGGUAAGGAUUAUUCUGAAAAAUAAACAAAUAAAACAAAAACAGGCAUAAAUACCAAUAAGUAGAGUUAACCACUUAAUAGUUUAUCUGGAGGAUAUACUAAUUAAUAAUUAGAUGAAAAAAUGUAAGAUUCAAGUUCAAGUCAUACAGGUACAAAGAAUUUGUAAUCUUAAUAAGUUAAUAUUUAAUAAUAAGUAACAAGAAGUCAUGGCAAGACUAGUAAUCCAAUGCCAGAAUAAUAAUAAAAAUAAUAUGAAAUGAAAUAAGAUGAAUAAGAUUUAAAAGAAGAAGAUUAUAUGAAAGAAUUGGUUAAAAGAAAUAAUACUUAAAUGUCUGAAGCAGAAUAAGUGAUAUUUUAAAGUAAUUUGGUUUAGACAAAUUUAAAAUAUGUUGAGAGAAUUUUGAAUUAAAAUCUAUUUCAUAAACAAUACAUUUAAUAUAGAAAUUACCCUGAAGUUAAAUUUGAAAAAAUGACUUUAGAUGAGGAUCUAAAAUAAAGAGGAGGAGCUUUUAAAAGAGCAUUUUAAAAUAAAUAAGAAGAUGAAGAAGUUGUAGAAAAGAAAAAACAUGAACCUAUUGUGUAAUUGUUCUAAUAUAAAUGUGCCUUAAGUGAUUAAUGUAAAGUUACUUAAGCAGAUUGGAAUUCUGUUAAUAAAGAUUUAUUGGCAGUUUCUUAUUCAAAUUAAUAAACAUCUGAAGGUCAUAUUAUGUUUUGGACCCUCAAAAAUCCUACAUAUCCUGAAAGAAUAAUUACUUAUCCUUCAAAAAUUAAUUGUUGUAAAUUUUCAAAUAGUCAACCUAAUCUUAUUGCUGCUGGUACUAUUGAUGGUAUAGUUGCUGUUUGGGAUAUAAGAAGAAAAUCAGAUAAACCAGUAACUGAAAAUAAAGAAUUACCUGGAAAACAUAGUGAUUCAGUAUGGGAAGUAUAAUGGAUAGGUAAAGGAGCAAAAGGAACCGAUAAGGUGGAAUCAUUAGUUAGUAUAAGCAGUGAUAGUAGAAUUGCAGAAUGGUCAAUGAAAAAAGGAUUAGAGUAUACUAAUUUAAUGAAUCUGAAAAGAGUUGUUUAAUCAUCUUAAAAAGAAAAUUUAUAAGAAGGAGUCAAUUUUAGAUUAUCAGCAGGAUUUUCAUUUGACUUUUUAUAAGGGUAAAUUAUUUAUUAUAUAUAAACAAAUAGAGAAUCUUCUAUGUAUUUAGCAGCAACUGAAGAUGGAACCAUACAUAGAUGUUCAAAGUCAUACACAGAACAAUAUUUGGAUAAUUAUUUUGGUCAUUCUGGUCCAGUUUACAAAGUUAGAUGUAAUCCAUUUAUGAGUGAUAUCUUUUUAACAUGUAGUGCAGAUUGGUCAUGUAAAUUAUGGAAUUGGAGAGAAGAAUUACCAAAAGCAAAUUUCUAAGUAUUAUAUACAUAUUAAUUUAGUAAUAAAACUUAUAAGAUGAAGUUUUAGAUUUUGAAUGGUCACCAUAUACAUCCACUUUAUUCGCUUCAGUUUGUAAAGAUGGAAGAUUAGAAUUAUGGGACUUAACAAAAAAUAAUAUGUUAGAUCCCUUUGCCACUUUAAUGCCUUAAGAUUAAUAGAUUUGGGCAGCUAAGACAAUGGUUCGAUUCGCUCAAAAUAGUCCAAUUAUAAUUACAGGUGAUGCUCAUGGAGAAAUUAACACUUAUAGAUUAUAUGGUAAAAUAGUAAUAUUAAUAAUUUAGGUUAUGAGGAUAAUGAUCCAUUAGUCCAAUAAGAAAGAUUAGAAAAGUUGUUUUAUCCAACUGGAUAUGUUAAAGGAUAAAAAGAACAAAGAGAUUGAU
Molecule: messenger RNA, 2823 nt
Organism: Paramecium pentaurelia
Lineage: Eukaryota; Ciliophora; Oligohymenophorea; Peniculida; Parameciidae
Source: the annotation of a GenBank genome assembly